This is a messenger RNA of Aureobasidium namibiae CBS 147.97, 1824 nucleotides long. RefSeq lists its product as uncharacterized. Lineage: Eukaryota; Fungi; Ascomycota; Dothideomycetes; Dothideales; Saccotheciaceae. The coding region runs from base 1 to 1824 and encodes 607 amino acids. The transcript has 4 exons. The record is from RefSeq and is a predicted model, not a curated record.
AUGCAUGUAUUUUGGCUAUGCAUACUGUUCACAGUCCGUAUCAGUGCGGUAACGUUCUUUCCUUCCACUGACCGUGACCCACAUAUCCGCCUCCAGACUCUACCACAACUGCGACCUCCGCUUCUUGAUGUUACGAUCUAUGAUGCAGAAAGGUUAAGUCCUGGCUAUCUGUUCCUCGCCCCCUACUCCCAAUUGGCAGCCAAGAAGGUUACAGAUUCUGCCGAGGCGUAUAUCACUGGUCCAUUCAUAUAUGAUCAUAAUGGACAAUUGAUCUGGAUUGGAUCUACCCUGUUUCCCGGACGAGAUGCUUACGACUUCAAGGCCGUGAUGUAUAAAGGCGAGACUAUGCUCUCGUUCAUUAUCUCACCGAACGAGUUCUAUCCGGAGUAUCCAGAGGGAAUGGCUGUUCUCAUCAACGGCCGGUAUGAGCUUGUCAAUAUGACCUUGCCUCUGUUCGAUACGCCGGAGAUCAACAUACACGAGUAUAGAAUCAUCGACAACGGAGCAUCGGUCUUGACACUGUACUCCAAGCCAGUGCUAGUCAACGAUACAUGGAUAAUGGAUGAUGGCCUAGCCGAGAUUGAUCUGGACAGUGGCGCAACUUUGUUCCAUUGGAGUUCGCUGGAACAUAUUCCUCUGAAUGCAUCCAAUUUUCAUCUUCCGAAAGCGGACUCGACGUCAGAGAAACAGGCUUGGGACUGGUUUCACGCAAACUCGAUAGACAAGAACGCACAUGGCGAUUACCUACUCUCCUCACGGCACACCAGUACCAUAUUCAAAAUCUCCGGCUCGGAUGGAUCUAUCUUAUGGACGCUCAGUGGAAAGAGCCCUGACAUUGAUCACUCAAAUGGUUUCAACUUCUCGUGGCAACAUGAUGCAAGAUACAUAUACGAAAACCAGACAACAAGCAUCAUUUCCUUCUUCGACAACGCCGGAGUCGGCAUUGACGAAGAAAGCAAGACAACAGGAAACUGGAGCCGUGCAGUGGUAGUCGAAUUCAACACUUUCGUCAGACCAAUGACGACCCGUAUACUUCACAGCUACGACAGACCAGAUCACGAGAUUUCUAUCGCAAGAGGAAACAUGCAGACACUGUCAAACUCAAAUGUGUUUAUUGGAUGGGCUACUCAUGGCCUAAUCAGCGAACUCACACAAGAUGGUUCCCCAGUCAUGGAAGCCAAGUUCCGCGAUCCCAAGAUGAGCACCUACCGGUCCUACAAGUUCAACUUUACUGGCCACCCACAUUUUCCACCAGUAACAAAGUCGAUCGUAUAUGGCUCUUCACCCAAGACCGCAAACACUUUCCACUACAUCAGCUGGAAUGGGGCUACAGACGUGCAUUCUUGGAACCUCUAUGGCGCCACGAAGAACUCUUCUGAGAGCUUCUCACUGCUUGCAAAAGUGGAAAAGACGGAUUUUGAGACAAUGUAUAUGACGAAAGAUUAUAUUGCUUUUGUAUAUGUUGAAGCCAUUGAUGUUGAUGGAAGAAUCAUGAGAGCUUCUAUUGCUGCUGCCUCGGAAGUGCCACAGAAAUGGAUAGGCACGUUCUGCACUGCCAGCAGUGUUUGCGAGAUCAAGAGCGAAGAAACUUCUCAGGAAGAGCACGAAAGUGUCGGUUCUGAUAUUACUGGUCUGAGAAAUCCUGAGUCAGAUCAUUUAGACUCGCAGCUGAAGUAUCAACCAGGGUCCACGUCGUUAACAAGAGUUGUGGAAGAUAAAACACUGAUACUGGGCAUCGGCUUGCUGGCUGUUUCAGCAUUCGUAUAUCUGUUCUUAAGGUUGUUUAGGAGACGCGACGGAGCACGGUAUCAACACGUAGAGUAG